Myotis lucifugus (little brown bat) is the source of this 3464-nucleotide messenger RNA. It is a transcript of the gene ARHGAP39, whose product is annotated as Rho GTPase activating protein 39. Gene Ontology annotation, cellular component: cytoplasm; cytoskeleton. NCBI's taxonomy places the organism in Eukaryota, Metazoa, Chordata, Mammalia, Chiroptera, Vespertilionidae. The record is from RefSeq and is a predicted model, not a curated record. Bases 370 to 3117 code for a protein of 915 amino acids. Gene Ontology annotation, molecular function: protein binding; GTPase activator activity. The transcript is spliced from 6 exons.
UCCGCUGACUGUCCGCCGGGGUCACGGGGAGAGGCUGCGAUGUCCCAGGCGCAGGACUGCGAAUGUGAGAGCCAUCAUGCUGGCCUGCCGGAGCCUCGGGCCUCGGGGCCGAGCACCAGUUUUCUAAUUUUUAACUUUGUCUGGAAAUAACGGCACACUUACAGAAAAGUUGCAAGAACAGGAAUGUGUCCUCUGACCAGAUUCACCCUUUGUGACCGUUGUGUCCUCUUCCACCCUCCACCCUUGACACACAUCGUCCAGGGCGGGCCACAGAUGUCAUGGCCGUGUUGGCACACGUCGCCCAGGGAGGUGUCACCACGAGUAACUCUGACCCUUUAGAGAAGACCGAAAUGAGUGGAUGGAUACACCAUGGUUGGGCAUAAGACUAAGUCAGCACAAAGGCUUCUGUUCUCUCCUGGAAUAGAUCCUGUGAAGGUGCCAACAGAGUGUGUGAGAGUUGACAGGUUGGAAUGGGUGGAGAUCAUCGAGCCGCGCACGCGCGAGCGCAUGUACGCCAACCUGGUCACCGGUGAGUGCGUGUGGGACCCGCCCGCGGGCGUCCGCAUCAAGCGCACCAGCGAGAACCAGUGGUGGGAGCUCUUCGACCCCAACACGUCGCGAUUCUACUACUACAGCGCCACCACGCAGCGCACCGUGUGGCACCGGCCGCAGGGCUGCGACAUCAUCCCCCUGGCCAAGCUGCAGACACUGAAGCAGAACACGGAGUCCCCUCGCGCCUCCGCGGACAACAGCCCUGGGCGCGGCAGCAGCCUCAGCCGCGAUGGCAGCACCAGCUCCUCCCUGGACCCCGAGCCAGACCCUGGGGAGAAGGCACAGGAGCCGCUGGGGAGAAGCCGGCAGAUGGCCUUUGGGGCGGCAAAGGAGGAAAGUGGCAGUUCUUCCCCACCAGGAGUGUUUCCUGAGAAGGACUAUGAGGUUUACCGGGAUUACAGUGCAGACGGCCAGCUUCUCCACUACAGGACCUCCUCCCUCCGGUGGAACUCGGGCACCAAGGAGCGCAUGCUCAUCAAAGUUGCUGACCGGGAGCCCAGCUUCCUCUCCCCACAGGGCAACGGGUACCCCCUGGACAGCCAGCCUGGGGGCCGCUCCCGCAGACCCUCCGGUGGGCAGCACUCACCCAGCCUGCAGACCUUUGCCCCGGACGCAGACAGCUCAGUCUUCUUCCCGGAGCGGAGGCCCUCGCCCUUCCUGAAGAGGUCCGAGCUGGGGAGCUGCUCCCCACUGCUGGCCCAGCCCCGCAAGCCAGCCUGCGACUCACAGCCCUCCUCCCCGCGCUAUGCCUACGAGCCCCCCCUCUACGAGGAGCCCCCCAUCGAAUUCCAGGCCCCCAUCUACGAUGAGCCCCCCAUGGACGUGCAGUAUGAGGCCGGCGGUGCCUGCCAGGGUGGCUCCCCCCAGCGCUCUCCGGGCCGGAAGCCCGUGCCCUUCCCCCAGUCGCCCAAGCAUGCCUCUGCCUCCCCAUUCCAGCAGCUGGUGCUCACCAGGCAGAAGUGCCCAGAGCGCUUCCUGAGCCUGGAGUACAGCCCUGCAGGGAAGGAGUAUGUGCGGCAGCUGGUGUAUGUGGAGCAGGCCGGCUCAAGCCCCAGGCUGCGGGCAGGCCCGCGGCACAAGUACACGCCCAACCCUGGUGGGGGGUCCCUCUCGCUACAGCCCAGCCCCUGCCUGCUGCGGGACCAGCGCCUGGGGGUCACGUCCGGGGACUAUAGCAGCAUGGAGGGGCCUGAGCUGCGGCACGCCCCUCCACCCUCGCCGCUCCCCCAGGCCCAGGAUGAUGCCAUGUCCUGGUCCAGCCAGCAGGACACCAUGUCCUCCACAGGCUACUCCCCAGGCACACGCAAGAGAAAGAGCAGGAACCCCUCUCUGUGCCAUGCCCCCAGUGCCUCGUCCACCGAUAGCCCUGGGGACCUCGACCUGCUCCCACAGUCCCUGACUGAGGAGCGGCCCAAGUGUGGGCCCAGCCUGGCCCCAAAGCACAUGGAGGCCAAGACAGGCGAGGCAGACGGGGCACGGGGUGGGGCCGAACCCUUCCUGGCACAGGCGAGGCUGGCCUGGGAGGCACAGCAGGCCCACUUCCACAUGAAGCAGAGGGGAAGCUGGGACUCCCAGCAGGACGGCUCAGGCUACGAGAGUGAUGGGGCCGUGCCACUCCCCAUGCCCGGACCUGUGGUGCGCGCCUUCAGCGAGGAUGAGGCCUUGGCCCAGCAGGAGAGCAGCAGGCACUGGCAGAGGGGCGCCUUGGAGAGGCUCGCCUUCCCCCAGAUCCUGCUGGAGAAAAGCGUCUCUGUGCAGACCAACCUGGCCUCACCUGAACCCUACCUCCACCCCUCACAGUCGGAGGACCUAGGCUCCUGUGCCCAGUUUGAGAGCGGCCGGCAGCCCCGCAGUGUGAUGCCCAGUGCCAGCUGCGUGUUCCCCACAUUCACUCUGCGCAAGCCGUCCUCAGAGACCGACAUCGAGAACUGGGCCUCUAAACACUUCAACAAGCACACACAGGGCCUCUUUCGGCGGAAAGUGUCCAUCGCCAACAUGCUGGCCUGGAGCAGCGAGUCCAUCAAGAAGCCCAUGAUCGUGACCAGCGACCGCCACGUGAAGAAGGAGGCGUGCGAGAUCUUCAAGCUGAUCCAGAUGUACAUGGGUGACCGGCGCGCCAAGGCAGACCCGCUGCACGUGGCCCUGGAGAUUGCCACCAAGGGCUGGAGCGUGCAGGGCCUGCGGGACGAGCUGUACAUCCAGCUCUGCCGGCAGACCACGGAGAACUUCCGCCUGGAGAGCCUGGCCCGAGGCUGGGAGCUCAUGGCCAUCUGCCUGGCCUUUUUCCCACCCACACCCAAGUUCCACUCCUACUUAGAGGGCUACAUCUACCGGCACAUGGACCCCGUCAACGACACCAAAGGUAAGGCCCAGCGCUUGGCCCUCGGCACCCCAGGCUCUGCCGCCAGCCAGGGAAGGGCCGAGCUGAGAGCUUCCUGGCCUGCACUGGGCAGUGCCCAGAGGCAGCAGGUAUGUGGGGUGGGCACAGGCGCUCCAAGCAAAUACCUCGUUUGUGCACUUGCAUCCUCGGGGAGUCCCUCCUCGGCACUGAGGCCUGGAGAAUAACCACAGGGUCCCUGGCCACAGGCCGGCAGGUUGAGGGCCAGGACAAGAACUCCUGGUAUCCAUGGCUCAGCCAGCUGGUGUCCACUCUGCUCUGAGGCCACUGUGGCCAGUGGCCCUGCUGGACGAGGUCAGGAAGGCCACAGUCAGCCCAUGUGCACUUACUGCAGUCACUUUCAGCCGUCCUUUGGGCGGGGCGGUGACUACCCUGGCCAGGCUCAGGCUGUCUGUUCUGAGGAGCACUGGGUCCUGGAGGAGGGUUCCUGGAAGCAGGGAGGAGCAUGGUGACUGUAGCGUGUACUGGCCCAGCCCUGGGUCUGGCAAGACACCAGCAGACCAUUAGGGUGCUA